UCCAUAAAACGUGAUGAAAAUAUUGAAAUAAAUUAUAUUUAGUAAAAAGAAAUAACAUUAAACUUCGGUUGUUAAAUAAAAGUUUAUAAAUAAUAAGAUAAUUAUUCUAAUAUUUUGUGAGAUCAUUUAUAAAAGCUUCAUAGCAGUCUGCUUACAAGGUAUAUAGAAUAGUGUACAGUGCAAAAGUCCAGCUGAUAACCGCAAGCCACAGUACAAUGAGUGGUGAAGGUAUCUCUCCUGAGGAAGUGGAAGCCCUGUGUCAAACCCCUCAUCCAGGGACAAAGGACUUCAUUUUCCAACAAACAAUGUACCGCAUCAAAGACCCACGGAAGUCGAUUCCGUUCUACACGGGCGUGCUGGGCAUGACACUGUUGAAUCAGCUACAUUUUCCAGAGAUGAAGUUCUCGUUAUUCUUUAUGGGGUAUGAGAACCCGGCUGAAGUGCCAUCCGACAAGCUGACGAGGAGAAUGUGGGCCAUGACGCGGAAAGGAAGCCUUGAACUGACAUACAAUUGGGGUACAGAAAGUGACGAGUCUAGCUACCACAACGGUAACACAGAUCCGAGAGGCUUUGGGCACAUCGGUAUCCUGGUACCUGAUGUUGAAGCAGCAUGUGCCAGGUUUGAACAGCUAGGAGUGAAAUUCAUCAAGCGACCACAGGAUGGAAAAAUGAAAGGGCUGGCGUUCAUACAGGAUCCAGAUGGAUACUGGAUCGAGAUAUUCGGCUGUAAUGUUGUUUCUUAAACCUCACCGUGUAGGGUAAGGGUACCAAAUGUUGAUUAGUAUGUAUUGUCACGAUCAGAACCUAGGUUUUUAACUCGAAAUCACUA
Messenger RNA from Achroia grisella, 829 nucleotides. It is a transcript of the gene Glo1, whose product is annotated as lactoylglutathione lyase. NCBI's taxonomy places the organism in Eukaryota, Metazoa, Arthropoda, Insecta, Lepidoptera, Pyralidae. The transcript is spliced from 5 exons. The coding region runs from base 216 to 743 and encodes 175 amino acids. Gene Ontology annotation, molecular function: lactoylglutathione lyase activity; metal ion binding. The record is from RefSeq and is a predicted model, not a curated record.